This is a messenger RNA of Phycodurus eques (leafy seadragon), 1771 nucleotides long. RefSeq lists its product as uncharacterized. The record is from RefSeq and is a predicted model, not a curated record. NCBI's taxonomy places the organism in Eukaryota, Metazoa, Chordata, Actinopteri, Syngnathiformes, Syngnathidae. The coding region runs from base 125 to 1213 and encodes 362 amino acids. Gene Ontology annotation, molecular function: oxidoreductase activity. The transcript has 11 exons.
GACCCCGGGUGGGUGUGGCCAAGGUCUGUCGGGCUGGAAGGGCAAGUUGGAACCAAGUGAAGGGAACACCAGUCUUUCUUUCUUGGUUUUGCGUCGAGGAGCGUAACAACACACGACAGGCAACAUGAGCAGGUGUUUAAUUAGCCAGCUGGAGGUGCAGAGCUUCAUCGAGAGUUGCAUGAUGGCGGUGGGCACCAAGCAGCAUCAUGCCCGCAGCCUGGCACAGGUUCUGGUGGAGGGCGACCACAGGGGUCACUACAGCCACGGACUGAACAGGAUGGACAUGUACGUGAAAGACGUUCAGACUGGAAUCUGCGCCAAGGAUGGGGAGCCGGUUGUGGAUAAGGAGAGUCCCGCCACGGCGCUAGUGGACGGGAGGAACCUUCUGGGACCUGUGGUGGGGAACUUCUGCAUGGAUCUGGCCAUCAAGAAGGCCAAAGAAGUGGGGAUCGGCUGGGUGGUUGCGCACGGCUCCAACCACUAUGGCAUCGCCGGUUACUACGCCAUGCAAGCUCUGAAGGAGAACAUGAUCGGAAUGGCCUUCACCAACACAUCCCCUCUGGUGGUCCCCACACGUGGUAAAGAGUGCACCUUAGGCACCAACCCCCUUAGUGUGGCAGCACCAUCCAAAGAUGGCGACAGCUUCGUCCUGGACAUGGCCACAUCUGCGGUCGCCCUCGGAAAAGUGGAGCUGCACGAGCGUCGUGGCGACACUAUCCCCGAGGGAUGGGGGUGCGACGCCCAGGGCAAGAUCACUGCCGACCCCAAGAAAGUUCUGAGCGGAGGGGGCUUGGUUCCCAUCGGCGGCAGCGAGGCCACAGGAGGGUACAAAGGUUACGGACUGGGAAUGAUGGUCGAGGUGUUCUGCGGUAUACUGGCCGGUGCCAAGUACAGCAAUCACAUCCGCAGAUGGAAAAUGACCGAAAGGGUUGCAGACCUGGGUCAGUGUUUCGUGGCAAUCAACCUGGAGAACUUCGCUCCCGGGUUCACCGACCGCAUGGCGGACCUCCUGGCCAUCCAUAGAGGACUGGACCCUGCUGAGGCCGACGCUCCCGUUCUGACCGCCGGAGAUCCCGAGAGGGCCAACAUUGCCAAGUGCGAGAAGAUGGGCGGCAUCUCCUACCACGUCAAUGUCGUCAACUACAUGAAUGAAUGCGCCAAGAAGGUGGGGGUCAGUCCUCUGCUGCCUUGUGACAAAAUCAUUCCAGAGUAAAAAUGACCAUUUGGAUUUUAAGACAUCGUCUGAGCUUCUUUUGAGUGUCCUCGUCAGUGCCGGCAGCCUGGUUGGUGGUGGUGGUGGUGUUGUUGUUGUUGUUGUUUUUUUCAAGACUGCGACCAAAUGAAACCUAUUCUUUCUGUGGUGUCUGAAGACAAGAAUCACCAAAUUGCGUGAAAUUACGUUUUAGUCAUAUUUAGUGUGUCUUGCAUACUAAUAUAAUGCAACAUGUUACUUUGACCACACAUUGUGCACCUUUCUUUUCCUUUGACUACUUUACGUGUCUCGAUUUGACGACUGAGCAAAUGAAGACUAAAAGUUGCCUCUGCAUACUGUCCAACACUUGACAACUCAUUGAGCCAACGCCAUUACAAAUGUGUGACUGCACUGUGAAAGUGCCCAUGUGAUGUUUUUAAGACAGGACAUCUGUUUUAAUUGAAUGAAGAGACUGUUUCAUAUAACACACACUGUAUAUACAGUAUGCUGUAUAAAGACCUUUGCCUGCAAUAUUUCAAGUGCCUUAGUAUUACAAGUAAAAAGUCAUGUUAUGUAACA